AUGUCGCGCCACUUUGAUAUGUCCAGGAGAACACUUGGCGCUUCGCUCCAUAAUGUACUCAGUCGUGUCAAGGCCCAUCCCCAGUCCUACCCCGCAAUAGACAUCGCCUACUCCUCUACAGACCCCAUUCGAGAGCCAGUAACCCUGCAACUACCCUCGAACGGUCUCCGACUGCGCUUCGACGGUCCCGACCAAAGAUUACGUCUGAUCGAAGUACUCGACUUCACCAAGAUCCCCCUAGUGUAUAAAAACCAGGAAGUUUUGAAAGGAGGUAAACCGCAGGAACGGGCUGUCUCGCACCAGGGCCCUAGUUUCGGACAUAUUUACCAUCGCCUAUUUGGCCUUUCCUAUCCGGGCGAAUACAGACCUCCGACUAAUCAGUCACCAUAUGGCACAUAUGUGUUGUCGUACCCCGGGGUGGCCUUCUCGUUUCCCCUCCAACACUCGGCUUGGUCAGACCAGUGUGAUUUUGUAGCGUUGCUUUCUUCCUCGGCAGCCUUGCCGGCCACUUCUAUGGCGAUCUUUCAGGGUGACUCCUGGCCCGAAGCUCAGGGGAGGUUGUUCACUCAAGAGCAAAAGUAUCCUCGAAAUCCAGCCCUGGCGGGCAAGAACAGAGAAUCUGUGCCGGAUGAGAUUGAAGAGUUCAAUAUCCUAGGUGCAGGUAAAAUUGAGAUCGUUCGGAGAUCGUCCCCUACCAGCUACAUCACGCUGUCGGAAACCACCCCACAGGAUCUUGUGGCAGAGUUUGGCCCGCCCGAUGCCAUUUAUCGUAAACAUGAUAGGAGGAUAACAAUCCACCGCGCUGCUGGCGGGGGUGGUGAAGAUCAUAUUCACAUGAGUCCGCCUCCAGGUAGAGGAAUUGACGUGACUGAUACCGAUCAGUCGUCGAAUAACAGUGGUACCGAAGAUUCAGACGAAGAACUGUAUCAACCCCAUAAUUUGGACCCGUCAUCGCUACCAACAGAAUGUUUCCUGAAUUAUUUCCAUCAUGGGUUCGAUGCGUUCGUAUCUUACCCUACUACCCCUGGGCCUGCGUUUCCAGGAUCCGAGCUUCAGGACCCAUCGCCUCCGUCUCCUUCCACUCAGCUGGUAGUGACUAAGAUUAUUCUGCAUGGAAAUGUGCCAGGAUCAUAUCCGUUCAAUCGCCAUCGGCGCAGUCGUUGGAAGAUAAAGCUGGACUCAUCUGGGAAUGCAGUCACUUCAGAAACCCGCUACGAUGAGAUCUCUGAGCGGCUUAGGGAGGUCUGGAAGGGCUCUUACGCGAACCCUGCUGAAGAGCGAGCCUUACAGAGGCCCAUGGUACUGAAUCGAGGAUGGGGUGAUAGUCCCGAGAGUAGCGUAGAAUUCCUUGGUGGGUGGGAAGAGAGUACAGGUAAAGGUCAGAGGCCUGGACAGGAGAGUCACGAUGGAGGUUUAGGGAACACCGAGCUCUUUGGCUUUCCUGGUCUGCUGUUUGAGGUUAUGAAGAAUAGUGCAAGGCUGACAUGCUUCAGCGGUAGUAUGCCGGAAUUGUCGCGGUCGCUUACUCGAUCGUGGUCGUCGACGCUCAAACUCCCUAAGUCGACGUUCCCUGCACGCGUGACCCCGGCCGAUCAAGCAAAAUACCUACGACGAUGCACUGACGAGCUCUACGCCUGGCAACGCCGUGAAAGACCGGCCGAUAAGCCUUUUGUCUUACACGAUGGCCCGCCAUAUGCUAACGGCGAGCUUCAUGUCGGGCAUGCGCUGAACAAAAUCUUGAAGGAUCUCAUAUGCCGAGUACAGUUAGGACUGGGAAAACGAGUGCGAUAUGUCCCAGGGUGGGAUUGCCAUGGGUUACCGAUUGAGCUGAAGGCACUUGAGGCCCAGAAGGGUCUGAAAGAUGCGGGAGGGUCUGUCAGUGCGGCGGUCAUACGAAAGGAAGCACGGGCACUGGCAAGACGGACAGUCAAGGAACAGAUGAAGGGAUUUCGCAGCUUCGCGGUCAUGGGCGAUUGGGAAAAACAUUGGAAGACUAUGGAUAAGGAAUUUGAGAAGAGACAACUAGGCGUAUUUCGCGAAAUGGUCGAUAAGGGCUUGAUCUACCGAAGGUUUAAGCCCGUCUAUUGGUCACCCUCCACCGGCACAGCGCUCGCAGAAGCGGAAUUGGAAUACAAAGACGAUCAUGUUUCUACUGCUGCUUUGGUCAAAUUUCCCCUACUUUCAAUUCCCUCGCACUUGGCGCAGAACCCGUUGCUACAGGUUAAGGAUCUUACUGCUGUUAUUUGGACUACCACUCCCUGGACGCUCCCCGCCAAUGCCGUAAUUGCUGUUCAUCCAGAUCUGGAAUACACGAUUGUUCAGUCAGAUACCCAUGGUCACCUUCUUGUCGCGCAAUCCCGGUUACAGUAUCUUGAAAAUAUCCUCAAGGAAGACCUGUCUGUGAUCAUUCCGUCGGUCCUUGGCUCAGAGCUGGCAGAUCGGACAACGUAUCGGCCUCUGUUCAAGGGGGCUGAUGCAGAGCCACAGCCCAUAAUUUCUGCUGAAUUCGUCACCGCCGACUCUGGAACAGGGCUUGUUCAUUGUGCACCAGGCCACGGAAUGGAAGACUACGAAGCUUGCCUCUCCCGCGGAAUUACUGCAUUUGCCCCGGUUGAUGAUCAUGGCCGAUUCACCGACAAGGCUAUGCCCAGUGAACCUACAAGAUUGAGCGGUAAGAGCGUUUUGGAUGAAGGUAACGCUGCUGUUCUCGAGUAUAUUGAAACGCAAGGACAUCUUCUUUUGAAGCAUCGGUAUGAACAUAAGUAUCCCUAUGACUGGCGGUCUAAGCGUCCCAUCAUUAUCAGGGCUACUGAACAAUGGUUUGCCGAUGUGGCCGACAUUCGUGAGAGUGCAGUCAAGGCUUUGGAGGAUAUCCGUUUUGUUCCAGCUUCCGGAAGACAGCGGCUAGAGAACUUCGUGAAAAAUCGAAGCGAAUGGUGCAUCUCACGUCAGCGUGCUUGGGGUGUGCCUAUCCCUGCUCUCUAUCAUCGGGUCACGGGCGAAGCUGUGCUUACGAAGGAUUCUGUUUCGCAUAUUAUGUCUGUCAUAGAUGAGCGUGGAGUUGACGCUUGGUGGACGGAUGAUGCAAAUGAUCCUGCCUGGAUUCCAACAUCCCUCCAAGAGACAUCUGGGCCCGGAUACAGACGUGGAACAGAUACUAUGGACGUAUGGUUCGACAGCGGUACUAGCUGGGCUGAGAUUGAUGAACCGUAUCGUGAUGGGUACCCAGCCGAUGUCUACUCAGAAGGCACUGACCAACAUCGCGGCUGGUUUCAGUCAGGCCUUCUCACAUUUACAGCUCACCAACUCGCUGCAGGACAGACGGCUACGCGCGCACCGUUCCGAAACCUUAUCACCCAUGGAUUCACACUGGAUGAGGAAGGGCGCAAAAUGAGCAAGUCAAUUGGUAAUGUUUUGCUUCCUCAGACUAUCAUGGAUGGAACCCUUUUGCCUCCUCUUAAGCCAAGGAAGGGGAAGAAAAAGCAAUCGGAGAAUCAAGGACCCGUCUAUGAUGCCCUCGGUCCUGAUGCGCUUCGUAUGUGGGUCGCGAGCAGUGAUUAUACCCGCGACGUAGUGAUUGGGAAGCAGGUUCUUCAAACCGUCAAUACAAGCUUGCACAAGUACAGAGUGACCUUCAAGCUCCUGCUUGGCGCUCUUUCUGACUUCCGCUUAGACAAUCAGGUUCCAUAUGAUCAAUUACAGCAAGCCGAUCGGAUCGCGCUCAAGCAUUUGUCCGAGAUGAUCCUUUCUUGUCAGAAGGCUUGUGAAAACUUCGAAUUCUAUAAGGCUGUGAAUGCUCUGAACCGCUGGGCUAAUCUCGAAUUUUCUGCGUUCUACAUGGAAGCCAUUAAGGAUCGACUGUAUACCUAUGGAGAGAACAGCGCCAGUAGACGCGCUGCACAGACGACCCUGUUCCAUAUUUAUCGCCAUCUUCAAGAAGCACUGGCUCCCAUUACUCCCAUGCUCGUGGAAGAGACCUGGGAGCACACCCCUGAGGCCAUCAAGUCCCAGUGCGAGCAUCCCUUGAAGCGUGUUGUUUCUGUGCCUACCUUGGAGUGGCAAAACAACUCCCUUGAAACAGACUACCAGGACCUCGUUGCUGUUCACUCAGUUAUUAAGAAUGCUCAAGAAACGGCCCGGGGCAGGAAGGAAAUGGGUUCAUCUCUCCAGUCCGUUGUCCACAUUGUUCUUCCUCAGGGCGUCAGCAACUCCGUGUUCCAGCGAUCUUUAACAGAGCUUCCCGAUAUCUUUGUUGUCUCAACCGUCACACUCGGAACCUCCGGCGAGCCUCUUCCGGCUACCAUCGCAGAAGCAGAAUGGCAAUACAGCGAGGAGUAUGAACUUCCCAGUGGAGAAAAGGGCACCGUAUAUGUCUAUACCCCACAAGCUGGCAAAUGCCCGCGGUGCUGGCGCUAUGUUGUCCCAGAAUCGCAGGCUGAGGAGUCUGUUUGUGAUCGCUGUGAGGACGUUGUCAGUGAGCUUGACGCGUCUACAGCGGCGAAGGCGGCCGAUUCGUCGUAG
Molecule: messenger RNA, 4521 nt
Organism: Aspergillus pseudonomiae
Lineage: Eukaryota; Fungi; Ascomycota; Eurotiomycetes; Eurotiales; Aspergillaceae
Product: tRNA synthetases class I-domain-containing protein
Exons: 3
Coding region: 1-4521 (1506 amino acids)
Biological process (GO): isoleucyl-tRNA aminoacylation
Cellular component (GO): cytosol
Molecular function (GO): isoleucine-tRNA ligase activity; tRNA binding; ATP binding
Source: RefSeq, a predicted model, not a curated record